This is a messenger RNA of Mytilus californianus (California mussel), 2452 nucleotides long. RefSeq lists its product as uncharacterized. The record is from RefSeq and is a predicted model, not a curated record. NCBI's taxonomy places the organism in Eukaryota, Metazoa, Mollusca, Bivalvia, Mytilida, Mytilidae. Bases 180 to 1220 code for a protein of 346 amino acids. The transcript has 5 exons.
ACAGGAUCUAUUUUACAAAGUGCUCUUUUAUUGGCAACCAGGGUGUACAAAACAUGUUAAAUUCAAAGGUUUUUAAAGCUGUUACAUUUGAAUGAAAUAAAGUUUUUCUAUAAAAUACAUGGAAGCCGUAUUAUUGCUUAUCAUUUUAUUAGAUAUCGUUUCAAUGUUGUCCUUUUGACAUGGAAGUCGUAUUAUUCCUUAUCAUUUUAUUAGAUAUCGUUUCAGUGUUGUCCUUUUCGCUUGAUGACCUGUGUGACGACGAUGACAACAUAUGUAAAUAUCCACAAAUGUCUAAACCCGGAGAGAUAAUUUAUGGACGUUGCCAUCGGGAUGUUGCACUUCGACGCUUACAAAGAGCAAGUUUUCUCACCUGCCUCAAAGAAUGUAUGAGAACAGCAAACUGUACUAACAUUGGAUACAGACGUAACUGGAAAUUGUGUGAUAUCAACGGUGAACCAAAUUCGCAACAGAAUCUUUUCCAGGAAGAUGGUUGUCAAUUUUCAAAUAUUUCCACCUGGUCCAAGAAAUUAGCUGGAAAGUGUGUUGCACAUAAAUGUGAAGAUGGAUACAAAUGUAUUCCAAACCAAACUUCAGUUUCAUGUGAGCUAGCAUAUUGUUCUGGAAAUCCUGAUGUUACGAAUGCAACAUCAAAGGAAACGUUUGGAAUAUUUAGAGAACUUGGAUAUGCAAUGAUGUAUGGAUGUAAUAAAGGACAUAAAAUUCGUGGUAGACCGUUCGCUGUCUGUCAGAGAUCUGGAACUUGGAAAACCUUGUUUAUUUGUGGUGAAGGGGCUAUAGUAUCACAUCGUAAGACAACUGGACAAAGUUCUAUGUGGUCAUGUUCGAGUCCUUAUUACUGUAACUCUGAUGCUGGUGUCGAUGGAAUCAAAAGUGUUCACAACAUCUUUCACACAGAUGCUGAAACCAGGCCUAUGUGGUGGGUCGACCUUGAACGAGUCUAUAAAAUUCAUAAAGUGGUCCUCACAAAUGCCAUGAACAGCUAUGCGUAUCGACUUAAAAAACUGGAAGUUCAUAUAGAAAAGAGUACGAAUCAAAAAGAACUGUGUGGUACACACGAUUUCAUUGGUUCUGCAACAGCAGGCGAAGUGAUAGAAGUAAAAUGUCCAACAUUACUUGAAGGACAAAAGGUUAUUGUAACAAUGAUUAAUGAAACGCCAAUUAAUUUCCAUCUUACUGAAGUUGAAGUUUAUGGUGGCUGAUGAUCUACAGAUUUUUAUUCAAUUUAAUAAAUUAAAUUAGUGCGAAACAUUAGUAAAAAAGAAGAAGAAAAAAUAGUUUGCAAAAUAAUUGACAAAGUAAUAUCUAUAUUAUUUUAUUUCAUAAAUUUCAUUUUUAGAGACGGAUGUGACUACUUAUACUUUCUGGUGUACCGGUAGAAGCCUACAUUUUUUCGACAUGGUUAGAGAAGCAGUCGGUUCUGUAUAAGAACCGGACGGGAGGCGUUAAAUCACGCGUUUAAAGUCUGAUAAAUUUGUAUGUAAACUUUCAGCAAGACAUAUUCUAUAUUUUAAGCUAUCCUACAUCGGUGAAAUGGAAUGACUAUAAGCAGUCGGAUAAACCAGAAUGUAGAUGAAAUAAAAAAAAAAUACAAAGAUAGUUAGUUGAUUCAGUUUUAGUCAUAAAUUAUGAUAGAACAAACUCACCCUCUUGGAAGAAUAUCUUUUUGGUUGUGCCAAAUGCGAAGUUUGACUGAUGAUCACUGCUGUGGCUAAUAGUACAUAUUGUCUUGUCUGUGUGUAAUUUUAAUCGUUAAGCUGUUUUUUGGGUAAUAGAGUGUAGUCUGUAAAUAUCUAAAAAUAUAAUUGCAGGUGAUAGUGAAUAAAAUUGCAACCCAACAACACGUGUUAAACAUUUUUUAUGUGUUUUUUUAGUAGAGAGUCAAUUAAUUAUUUCUAAUGGUUACCUGAAACAAAUAUUACAACCACCACACUUUUUGAUGAGUUUUAAUAACUUAACCACAUAGGUCCAAGUAAAUUGGCUUGUUCAAAAAUGAAAAUAACACUUUAUAAAAAAAAAUGAUUUUCGGCCGAAGAGCUUUUCCGGCUUUACGUUCAUAAGGAACGCACAAAACCAAUUAUUUGAAAGUGAAGGAUCUAUAAGACACGGAAGUUGUGAAGAGCUAUAUGACAAUUAUGGGACCUAAAAUAAUAGCCGACUCAGUUUAACAUCAACUAGCUGUGCCUUGGGAAGUCGGAAUCAUUGUUUCUUAAUAUUUUUUUAAUUUAUCAACAAGUAAAUUAUCUUCGAAUUGUAUUUUCAAGAGCCUAACUCCUUUAGGCUCACAAUGGCAUGUGAUUAUCCAAAGUAUACGAUACAUGCGUUAAAUAUGGUUAGUCAGAAUCAUUUUUACAACUCGAAUGUUAAUUUGAAUAUAAUCAAACAUUUUGUUGUAACAUUUGUUCGUAGAAUGAAAUAUCAAGUUAUAAAAAGU